Molecule: messenger RNA, 1629 nt
Organism: Pseudo-nitzschia multistriata
Lineage: Eukaryota; Bacillariophyta; Bacillariophyceae; Bacillariales; Bacillariaceae
Source: the annotation of a GenBank genome assembly
AAAGCACAGUUUUCGUACGGUACUCGUACUCGUACUGACAUACUGUACUGUACAGCACAAAAACAGAAGCAGUUGCCUCAACUCUGCCUGAUUUUGAUGGGUGAGACAUCGUGUUGUCUAUCGAAGGACACAGCCGUCUCUGGAAUCUCCAGCUAGAAAAAAUGAACAUUGCCACAGGAACGAGAAGCAGCAAAUUCCUGCUGCAGCGAUCCCGGUCGUCGUCUAGCAUUGUUGCAACCACAGGAGGAACGAGGACACCAGAAAGCUCGGCCGGGGCGAAGGAGAAGCGAUCGACGAUUCGAUCGRUGGAUCGGUCCACGGCACGGCUUUCGCGAGCUCUUUUCUUCUGGACGACCUGUUCUUGCGUGCACUGCUUCUCGGCAACGAACYCCCCCCCGAUGGGUGGAUCCUUUUCUUUGUCCGGUUCGAUUGGACCGAAACGGACGGCUGGCACGACGCUGCUUCGUCCGGCUUGGUCCCGUCACGGGAACCGCAACGAUGGCAAUUUGGCCUUGUCUUCUCUUUUUGCCCCCCGCACCGCGGCAACGAUCUACAGACAAUCGACACGGAACACCAAGAGGUUCUCUUCCUCCUCGUCCAGCAGCAGCAGCAGCAGCAGCAGCAGCAAAGACAACGAAGACAAACUCUCCGCGGAGGUCCUGGCGGACCAGCUUUCCAAGUCGAGGUAUUCGAAGAUUGUUGCGCUGGUCGGUGCGGGCGCCAGCUGUUCCGCCGGCAUCCCCGACUUUCGCACCCCCGGAACGGGUCUSUACGACCAGCUGAGCGAAUACAACCUCCCGUUUCCGGAAGCCAUCUUCGAUCUGGGCUACUACAAGAAGAACCCGAUGCCCUUYGUCGACCUGUGCAAGGCAAUCUGGCCCGGGCAAGAAUCGGGCCCCAAACCGACCCUCUCGCACAAUUUUCUCAAGCUGCUGGAGGAGAAGGACCUCCUGCACCGGAUCUACACCCAGAACAUCGACGGGCUGGAGGCCCUGGCGGGUGUUUCGACCGACAAACUCGUAGAAUGCCACGGACACUUCCGRUCGUCCUCGUGCGUGGCGUGCGGUGCAAAGAUGCCCACCGGGGAGUGCAGGGACUCGAUGGUCGCGCAAGRAAAAGCUCCGAGGUGCGGCGAGUGCGGAUCGCUGGUCAAGCCGGACAUUGUCUUCUUCGGGGAAGAAAUGCCCCAGCGGUUCUGCGAGCGGAUCGACGGCGACGUCGCGGGAUGCGAUCUGCUGCUGGUCCUCGGAACGAGCCUCAUGGUCAUGCCGGUGGCGGGCAUCCCGUCGUGGGUCGCCCCGGAUUGCCCACGGGUGCUGCUCAAUCGGGAGAGGGUGGGUGGCAUCGGCGGCGGGAGAGGGAGCCGAACCAGCGAUCUGUUUCUGGAGGGCGACUGCGACGACAGCGUGCGGAAAUUGUGCGACCUGGCGGGCUGGACCGAGGACCUCGAACGCCUCGGGGGGGUGCAUUAACCAAACCAAACGAAGCGAAGCGAAUCGAAACGAAACGAAGCGAAGCGAAGCGAAACCAACAAUGUUCUUCUUCGGGUCGUUGCCUUCAAAAAGACCGUUUUUACUCUGGUUUGGACGACGACGAAAUCGAUGCUGUUCCGCUAUGCAGCUGCGCUGA